Molecule: messenger RNA, 3440 nt
Organism: Formica exsecta
Lineage: Eukaryota; Metazoa; Arthropoda; Insecta; Hymenoptera; Formicidae
Exons: 10
Coding region: 1175-2488 (437 amino acids)
Molecular function (GO): receptor ligand activity
Source: RefSeq, a predicted model, not a curated record
AGCAUUCACACAAAAAUUAGAAACGCGUGCAGUUGACAAUGCGCAUCCGUCGCCUACGAUGGGCACAAGUAUACUGAAGAACAGAAUGAAGAACGUCCGCGUUUAUCAUUGCGGCGCCUUCGGCUCUUGUCAAACGAUGUGUGUGUAACAUCCGAUUAAAUAAUAUUUACAUAAUUGGACACGUUUGGUUAAAGAAUAUUUCGGUGCAAAGAUGAUAAUUAAAUGCAUCGCGAUCGCGAAAUAUGUUUGAGUGAUAUGAAAUUGGAAAUUCCAUGACUAACAAUCUGACAGUCAUCUGCAGUAGUAACGAAGAUAAUUACAUCUAAUUGUUGUUAUCAUUCACACUUUUUCCAGAAUUUUUCUCAACAUGGCAUUAAUAACAAGACUUACGUGAGCGCUCGAGACUUUAAGUACAAGAACGUGAUAAAAUGUCUCUUUGCAGAAGCUAUGAUGAACCUUACAAGAUCCUUAUUACUCAUUGCGCCGGCAAUGAGUAAUAAGGAUCUUAAUAUGUGAAGUGUACCUUUAUCGGGAAUCAUCAUUUUAUCCGAAUAUCCAUUUCUAUUUGUAUUUUAUAUUCAGUCUAUGUCUGUCUCUAUUAUUUUUGGAUUCUCAUAUAAUAUUAUAUAUAUAUAUAUACGUUCUAACUCUAUAAUUUUAACUCUAAUAAUUGUAUUCCAGAGUAAUGUAUUAUCAAGUAAUGCAUCGUCGCGAGCAGGAAGUUCGCAAUUCCGUGUUUCUCUCUGCGACAAGCAGAACUACGAAUUGCAGAAAAAUCGUGCAGAUGGUUCUUGCACAUUUUCGUGCAUUCCGAAACACGUCGAACGAAGACCUCGACCUCGACAUGGUCGCAGAGAUAUCUCGUCAAGUUAGCGAGCAUCGGUAACCAAAGCGAGCAAAGAUUCGUCACCGAUCAAAUACGAGCGUGGCGUUGCCGUCGCCGUCGCCGUCGCCUGUGGACCUGCUAUGGACCACAAGGGAGAAGUAAACAAAAGAUUUGAUGCGCGCGUUUCACUCGGGCGGGUCUGCUCCGAGUGAACUACUUCGAUCGAUGAUCUAUCAUUCAGCCGUUCGUGUGAAAGGCGGGAACAUAUUCAGAGGCGUCACGGUAUAUCUCUAAGUUAUCGAUAACGAGAUUUCUCCUAAUGAUUAGAAGAAAUUAGAUGAUUAGAAGAUGACGAAGAUUGAAAUAUCUUCGUCAAUAGAUGAUGACACAUUAACACAGGAUGAUGCUGAUCUCACAAACAUGAAGCUGUAUAUGAAUGUUAACGUGAAGAAUUUAAAAACCAACAGAAGAGAUGUUUUGUUAAUUAGUUGUAUAAAUGUUCUCCUUCUCAUAAUCUGCUUCAUGAUAUUCAGAAUAAUUUCGAUUACGACAGCACAAAAUGAAGAAAACACAAUACGAAUUUACCGAACGUCGGAAGAAGUACAUCGAAAUUUAUACGGAAAAAUAAAAGAUUUAGAAGUACGGAUAAAUAAUAUUAUGUCGAGGCUCAAAUACAGUAAUCAAAAUAUAAAUAGCGCUCGUCCAUGGCGUAUCCCGUCAACAGAUUAUUCAAAGACUACCAUUCGCGAGUUCGCUAAUCUAUCGAAAAUAAAAAAUGAUCGCGAUUCCAACACUGCCUUGAUGAUGAUCUUUGAUAUGGAUAAUUCGACGAUUCCAUCUGCUUCCGUUCAAUCACUGGCCACACUGGAUCGUCAAAAUCAUGUAGUUGAAAAAAAUAGCAGUAUUUUAAAUAUCAUCAACUCGAUUUCGUCGAUAAGAUCAGAGGACAAUUUGAUUACCGAGCCUAAGAUGAAAAACUUGUCACGUGAAAAGAGGGCUAUAUUGAAAAUUGAAGCGCAAAAUCACACGAUGACGGAAAAUGAGCGAAGCGGUAAUGAUACAAUGGAUAUAUCAAGGGAAUCACGAGCGAGAAAAUUACGGAGAGAUGAAGGAAGAGGUAAAAAACGGCGACUAAACAGAAGAAGGCCCAAACGCAGUCGCAGGCGAUUGGACCCGGCAGUGGUUACGUUUGUUGGUGCAAUACCGGAACAAGAGUUUAAAAAUACAGUUUAUAUAGGACCAUGGAUCAAAAGUAGCAGGAGCAACGGUGUAUAUGAUCUCACCAAGUUCUAUUUGGCAGAGGAAAAUUAUUCGAUUGAAGCUACCAUAAGUGGUUUAUAUAUGAUCUCUGUACAGAUUUUUUAUUUUGGAAAAUCGAUAAAUCAUUCUUAUUGGGUGUUGUUAAAUUCUGAGGGUUCGUCAAUGAAACAAAAGCUCAUUACAUGUGCCAUCGCUUCUGUUAGUACAGCAGCGGAAGUAUCAUGUUAUACGAGUAUAACUACAUAUCUACAGAAAGGUGACAGAUUAUCUAUACAACAACAGGAGAGAAAUAGAUUGGUUAAUAUGCGAGAGGGAUAUAGUCAGGUCCAACUUGUGCUACUUGCCAAUGAUAAGCACAGAAGAGGGCUAAGAGAUAACGUAAAUAAAUAUUUACAAGUAUAGAUAUAAAUGUAUGUUAAGUUGACACACCAAUAUAUCAACAACUGUUUUGGUUAUAAUAUUGCAUUUGUAACAUCGCAACUGUGAUAUUGUAACUUCUAACGAUCAUAAAUCGAAGGUUGUGAUUAAAAUAACUAAAAUCAAAGAACUUAAAUUUACAAGGGAUAAUGAAUGGCAACUUAAGUUUUGUGAUUUUUAAGAUAUGUCUGUAAGAUACAUAUGAUAUCGUAAUGUUGCUACUGUUGUUUGCUAAUGUUAGUACUGGAAAUCUAUAAUAUAUGUUACAUGAAUUAUAGAUUUUCAGUACUGGCAGUGAAUUUUGAAACACAGCCUAUAUUUAACAAAGUAUAUAACCUACCAAUGAAGGUUACACAAUAGUGUAACUCUUACCUAUUCAUAUAAUAUCCGAAAGCCAUAGACAUAAGAAUAUAAUAAAGGCAAGAGCAAGAUAUGUAUGUACCUCUUUAAAAGAGUAUGAAUUGCAAGAUUUGAGUCAAUCAUACUGAUAAUAAAUUAUAAUUAAUUUCUCAGGUUUUAUUCCAUAGAUAUUUUCUUUUUUAACAUUUGUUGACAAUUAUUUUAAAUGAUUGUCUGCUAUUUAGUUACCAAAACAUAAAAAAUACAAUCAAUACUUGUAAUCUAAUGACACUUUAUUAAUUUGUUUUUUUAUAGAUUUUCUAUAAUGUGUAGUACAUUUAUAUUCGACAUAUACAUAUCUUUAUCUAAGGAAGGUUCCCUUAUGCGAAAGAAUAAUAUGCAACUUUUACUCCUGAGGAAUCAAAUCGAUUAAAGAUGUGAUGUUAGUAUUAUGGAUAAUUGGUAGAGAAUUAGUUAUAAAGACUCGCAAAUUGCUCAGUUUGAAGAAUGACGUUGCUUUCAUCCAGGAAGUACAGUACCGAGAUGGCCGAGAGCUUAGUGGGCGCACAGCAGGGCUUGGGCACUUUGCCCGGGCUCA